Acanthoscelides obtectus is the source of this 4115-nucleotide messenger RNA. The record is from the annotation of a GenBank genome assembly. Lineage: Eukaryota; Metazoa; Arthropoda; Insecta; Coleoptera; Chrysomelidae.
UUUGAACAUUUUCGUUCAUCUGUAAUAGAGAAUCUGUAAAAUAUCUAGUGAGGACAGCGGUAUUCUAGAAUAAUCGGAAUCUUCUAUUAUCACGUUCUUGAGAUAAAAAUUGCAAGUAGUUUUGAAUGUCGUUUUUCAAGACGAGUAAGUGACCUAUUUUCAUCUACAUUUUCAAUUCAAGAACGGUAUUUUCAUUAAUGACGUGUCACAUCUUCCAUGUGUGUAAUAUGAACAGUUACCAAGUACAGUUACAAAAGUCCUCUGUUCAAUGACACCUUUUUCCAGAUUGUGUUCAGAUUGAAGUCCAAAAUGAAGUUGCAGCUGUGCUUAGGGGUGCUGUGCCUCCUAGUAGCAGUUUUUGCUAAGGAGGACAAGAAGGAAAAAGAUGAUGUGGGCACAGUUAUUGGUAUUGAUUUAGGAACAACAUAUUCAUGCGUGGGUGUAUACAAGAACGGGCGAGUGGAGAUAAUAGCAAACGACCAAGGUAACAGGAUCACCCCCUCGUACGUAGCGUUCACGGCGGACGGUGAACGUCUGAUCGGUGACGCAGCCAAGAAUCAGCUGACAACCAAUCCUGAAAACACCAUCUUCGACGCGAAGCGUCUGAUUGGUCGCGAAUUCAACGACGCUAACGUCCAGCAUGACAUCAAACUGUUCCCCUUCAAGGUCAUCGAGAAGAACAGCAAACCGCACAUCCAGGUGGAAACCAGUCAAGGCACCAAGGUGUUCGCCCCCGAGGAAAUCUCCGCUAUGGUCCUCGGCAAGAUGAAGGAGACUGCCGAAGCGUACCUGGGGAAGAAGGUUACCCACGCUGUUGUGACUGUGCCAGCUUACUUCAAUGAUGCUCAGAGACAGGCUACCAAGGAUGCAGGUAUCAUCGCCGGUUUGAACGUGAUGCGUAUCAUCAACGAGCCGACCGCAGCCGCCAUCGCGUACGGUUUGGACAAAAAGGAUGGCGAGAAGAACGUUUUGGUGUUCGAUUUGGGCGGUGGUACUUUCGAUGUAUCCCUUCUGACGAUCGAUAACGGCGUGUUCGAGGUAGUCGCCACCAAUGGAGAUACCCAUCUGGGAGGUGAGGACUUUGACCAGCGGGUCAUGGAUCACUUCAUCAAGCUGUACAAGAAGAAGAAGGGCAAGGAUAUCAGGAAGGAUAACAGAGCUGUACAGAAACUGAGGAGGGAAGUCGAAAAAGCAAAGAGAGCAUUGUCCGCCAGCCACCAAGUUAGGAUCGAGAUCGAAUCAUUCUUCGAUGGUGAGGACUUCUCAGAAACGUUGACCAGAGCCAAGUUCGAGGAGCUUAACAUGGACCUGUUCCGAUCCACGCUGAAACCCGUGCAGAAGGUACUCGAAGAUGCCGACAUGAACAAAAAAGACAUCGAUGAGAUCGUAUUGGUCGGUGGGUCCACGCGUAUCCCCAAGAUCCAGCAGUUGGUGAAAGACUUCUUCAGUGGCAAGGAACCUUCCCGGGGUAUCAACCCUGAUGAAGCUGUGGCGUAUGGAGCUGCCGUGCAAGCUGGAGUCCUGUCCGGAGAGCAAGAUACUGAUGCUAUUGUGCUGCUUGAUGUCAACCCACUGACCCUUGGUAUUGAAACUGUUGGAGGUGUGAUGACCAAGCUGAUCCCAAGAAACACCGUCAUCCCCACGAAAAAAUCCCAGAUCUUCUCCACCGCGUCUGACAAUCAGCACACAGUCACCAUCCAAGUAUACGAAGGCGAGAGACCCAUGACCAAGGACAAUCAUCUGCUCGGCAAGUUUGAUCUGACAGGAAUCCCACCAGCGCCCAGAGGAGUGCCCCAGAUCGAGGUUACGUUCGAAAUUGAUGCCAACGGUAUCCUGCAGGUGUCGGCUGAAGACAAAGGUACUGGCAACAGGGAAAAGAUCGUGAUCACCAACGACCAGAACCGCCUGACCCCCGAUGACAUUGACAGGAUGAUCAGGGAUGCCGAGAAGUUCGCCGACGAGGACAAGAAACUGAAAGAACGCGUCGAAGCGAGGAACGAACUCGAAAGCUACGCUUACUCUCUCAAGAACCAGCUCAGUGACAAGGACAAGCUUGGAGCCAAACUGUCAGAUGACGAAAAAACCAAGAUGGAGGAGGCGAUUGACGAGAAGAUUAAGUGGCUGGAAGACAACCAGGAUACGGAGGCGGAAGAGUACAAGAAACAGAAGAAGGAGCUGGAAGAUAUUGUGCAGCCCAUCAUUGCCAAACUGUACCAAGGUGAGUAGUCUCUCGAGUAUAUGAUUACAUUUUUUUUAUUAUAUUGAUUUCAAGCUACCAUAAGUGGCAUAGAUUUCAGUACGCGGCUGAUUCUGUAUAAAAAAAUCAUUCAGUAAUACAGAGAUGCUUCCUAUUGAUACAGGGUGAUCAAAAUAUAAUAAAGGACUUGACAACUUUCCUUUUAAUUAAAACGCAAACCAUUUGAGAUAUCUCGAAAAUUUUAUUAUUUCACGUUCACCGAAUUUUGAUUUCAAUAUGUCGAUUGUUUCACCCGCUGUGUGGCUUGUACCACUGUCUUGUUCAAACUACAUAUCGUUAAUGUCUAGCCCAUUCAAUUGACCAAAAAAGUAAGGUUGCAACAUGUCUCUGUAGCGAUCUCCUUUGACUGUGACGUGGCGGUCAUUUUCAACGAAGAAAACGACUCAAUGACAUCACCGGCAUGAAAACCACACCAUUCAGUUAUUUUUUGUGGAUGAAGUGGUGUCUCUUGGAGCACAAGAGAGUUUUCACCGGACCAAUAACGCAUAUUCUGCUUGUGGACGAAGCCGUUUAACCAAAAAGGCGCCUCAUCACUGAAGAUGAUUUUGCGAUCAAACGCAACGUUUCUAGAGCCCAAUUCGAGAACGUAAGUCGGUUCAUAUGAUCGAACGGCUUUAGUUGUUCUGUUCUUUUGCGACAGAAUCUUGAACGGCAGCAAUAUUCUCGGCCCUUCGACCAACCCGUUGUCUUAUUGGCACGGGAACAUCCAGCAGCGAAUGUGUGGACUCAAUUUUUUUUACUAGACUAUGAAUUGCUUCUAAACUGGCACGAGAAUUACGUCCUAAAAUUGGCGUUAACGCUCUUAAAGUUGCAGUCACCGACUCGGAAUUUCGGUUGUAAAUUUUGAUUAUUUGUAAGCGUUGUUAGUUCGUGUACUUCACCAUGAUGAAAAUGUUUUGUCAUUGACAGUUCGGUAAUUGGUUUAAAGGUGCGUUCACAGAGAAAGUUCAAAGUUGUCAAGUCCUUAUUGGAAAACCUGAUAUAUAACUGAUUAAUAUCACAUAAAGCUCUAAUCUGCACAAACCUGAAACUUCAUUUCUUCUUUGAUUACUUUAAAGAGCUUUUCCGACAAAGAUUUUGAAUGGUUACUAGAAUGUCGUUCUUCAGCUGCCCAUUUUAUCAUCAAAAUGUUAAAUAGAUUCGAUCAGCAAAGAACAAUAUUUCUGACAUCGAUAACAGUUUGUGAUGAGACCUCUUGUGAAUUGAACGUUCCUCGAGGAAGCGUCAUUGUUCCACUAUUUCCAAGGAAAGAUCCAUUGUUUCCAAGAAAGCCUCAAGGAAAUAUUAUAAAUCUGAGUGUAAGUUACGUAACUUGAAGCUAAACCAGCGAUUAAAAAACAGUCACACAGCUAGAAGUUGAUGGUUUGGGAAGACUGUUUUCAGUGCGUCUGAAUUCCUCAUUAGGUGAUAUCAUCUUCUCAUGUUUAUGUGGCUACCAGAGGCAUCUUCUGUGAUACCAUUUGAUCAUAAUAUGAAUUUUUUUUGUUGGUAUUGUGUUCAAUGCUUUUUCGUUAUUUUCAGGAGCUGGAGGUGCCCCACCACCGUCUGGCGGCAGCAGUGAAGACGACGAGUUGAAGGACGAGUUGUGAGGUGAUCUCUAGGCAAUAAAAGACUGAAACAAACUGAUUAAAUGAUGGAUGUGUGUGAUUGUGCAUGUGCGCGUGAUUUCCAUUUCGUUGAACGUCUUUCCGUACAACUGUUGUUUUGUAUUAUUUUUGCCUUAAAGGUAAAUUAAUUUAUUAAGUCAUUCAGCACCGACAAGGAAGUCGAACUUUUAUUUAUUGUAAGUUUUUAUCGGGUUGCUCGUCUGUGCUCGAUGAUAGUGAUUUUUUUCAAUAAAAUGAAAAAAUAAAUACAA